GCAGACUACUACAACCAAGAGAUGCGCCAGCUAGGCACAAGCACGAACUACGCCUACGAACAGCCUUACACGCAGAGGGGGAAACCGCUCCCCUACACACCGCAGAGGAGGAGGAGCAGGGCCUUCUGGUGGAUCAUCGCUCUUAUCGGUCUGGCGAUCAUAGUCCUCGCAGUCGUCCUCCCCGUAUACUUCACAAUCGGCCGGCACUCCAGCUCCAACUCAAGUUCCGGCACCGGCACCGGCUCAAACGGGUCAGGCGCAGGCGGCGGUUCCGGAGGAGGAAGUGCACAGCCAGCACCAGCAUUCAACGGGCCUAUAUCCGGAGGUCAAGGGAGUAUCCUCACGUUCUCCGACGGGUCUACCCAAGUGUAUGGGAACCCCUUCGGGGGGAUGUGGUACUUUGACCCCGGGGAGCCGUUUGCGGAUUAUGCACAGGCGCAGAGCUGGACGCCGCCGUUGAAUGAGAGUUGGAGAUAUGGAGUGGACUUGAUCAGAGGGGUAAACCUCGGCGGCUGGUUAGUCCCAGAACCGUUCAUCGUCCCCUCCCUCUUUGAACAAUACCAAUCUGGCUCCUGUGCUCCGCCGUAUAACGCACAAGACGAAUGGACGCUCACGAAUUGCAUGAACCAGAAUGGGAACGCGACACAGUUGAUGGAGGAACAUUAUCAGACGUUUAUCACCGAAGCAGACUUCGCAGCCAUAGCCAGCGCAGGGCUAAACUGGGUCCGUAUCCCCGUCCCAUUCUGGAUGAUCUCCACCUACUCCAACGAGCCCUUCGUACCGCACGUCUCCUGGACCUAUUUCCUACUCGCAAUCCAGUGGGCCCGGAAGUACGGCCUAAGGAUAAACAUGGACCUCCACACUCUCCCAGGGAGCCAGAACGGGUGGAACCAUUCUGGCAAGCUGGGGCCUAUCAACUUCCUCUUCGGUGUGAUGGGGAUCGCGAAUGCUCAGAGGGCGCUGAGUUAUAUUCGUACCUUGACGGAAUUUGUUGCGCAGCCGCAGUAUGCGGGCGUCGUACAGAUGUUUAGUAUCGCGAACGAGCCUUGGAUGCCUGUGAUCGGUCAGCACCAAUUGCAGAACUUCUACCUAGAAGCUCACAACAUGAUCCGCAACAUUACCGGCCUCGGCCAAGGCCCGUUCAUAAACAUCCACGACGGGUUCUCAGGCAUGCAACUCUGGGCCGGCUGGCUCACCGGUUCAGACAGGAUAGCACUAGACACCCAUCCGUACUUCGCGUUCAACGCGCCAGCCAGUAUCGCUCCUCCAUCUAGCUUUGUCCAAGCCCCGUGUUCGGGUUGGGGCCCGGAACUGAAUGCUUCUAUGGUGCAGUUUGGGUUCUCGAUGGCGGGGGAGUGGAGUGUGGCCCCGAAUGACUGCGGGUUGUGGGUGAACGGUGUCGGCCUGGGAAAUCGGGUGGAAGGGACCUACCCGGGUAGUACAGCAGUAGGGAACUGUACGACUUCAGACGCCUGGGAGGAGUGGGACGCAGACUAUAAAGCCGGGUUGAUGGGAAUCGCACUUAGCUCGAUGGACGCUCUCCAGAACUGGUUUUUCUGGACUUGGAAGAUCGGGAACUCCACAGCAGGGAGAGUAGAAGCACCCUUUUGGAGCUACAGUCUCGGUCUUGCGAACGGCUGGAUCCCGCCCGACCCUAGGCAGGCAGUGGGCUAUUGCGCUGGUACGGCUGGAGUGCCCAUGAAUGAGCCGUUUGAUGGGGUGUUGUCCGCUUGGCAGACUGGUGGCCAGGGGGCGGGGACGAUUGCGGUUGAUCAGUUGGCGAGUUAUGGACAGUGGCCGAUCGAGAGCAUGAACAGUGUCUCUACAUCACCUUACCUCGCACCGUCCGACGUGGUCAGACUACCGCAGUACACACCAACAGGGGCAAUUCUCACCCUCCCCGGACCAACAUUCACGACCCCAAGUAGCACCCAAACUGCAGACGCGGGGGAUGGGUGGGUAGACGAGCAGGAUCAGGGAGGGUAUUGGACGCCUAUUGGGGGAUGUGGGUAUCCGGAUCAGUGGGUUGCUGUGGGGGUGGCGAUACCUACUGGGGGGUGUGGGGCGUUGGAGCGCCGGGCAGGGGGGGAGGAGGUGGGGGGCGAGGGGCGGGGGGCGAGGCCGACGGAGGCGCCUUUGGGACGUUGA
Dacryopinax primogenitus is the source of this 2148-nucleotide messenger RNA. RefSeq names its product glycoside hydrolase. Gene Ontology annotation, biological process: glucan catabolic process. The coding region runs from base 22 to 2148 and encodes 708 amino acids. The record is from RefSeq and is a predicted model, not a curated record. Gene Ontology annotation, cellular component: cell surface; extracellular region. Lineage: Eukaryota; Fungi; Basidiomycota; Dacrymycetes; Dacrymycetales; Dacrymycetaceae. Gene Ontology annotation, molecular function: beta-glucosidase activity. The transcript has 4 exons.